CCCUGGCCUACACCCUCAACACCUAGUCCUGGUAUCUUCUAAUCUCCAAGUGCGAUACCCACACUCUACAUCUUAAUCGACUAUUCUUCCGGAGCACUCGUUUUCGCACGUAGUACUCACUGCCACGGACCCAAUUCGUUGACCCCGUAAACAUCAGCGCCAUGGGCGGUGCAGCGGCGACGGAACCGCCUUCAGUCUCCCUCUCAUUCGCAAACAACUUCUGGGGCAAAGAUGACGCUGGCGUCGGCCCCAUGCUCGACCGCAUGCACGCGGCCAAGGUUACAAACGACGAGCUCAAGAGCUUCUACGCCGCACGUGGAGCCAUAGAAGAAGAAUAUGCACGAAAGCUGCUGAGCCUCUCCAAAAAGCCACUGGGCUCCUACGAAACCGGUACGGUGCGACUAUCGUGCGAUGUCAUCCGCGCCGAGGUCGAAUCGAUGGGAAAGGCACACCAGAGCAUUGCGCAGCAAAUGAAGACGGAACUGGAGGAGCCUCUAGCUGCCUUCGCAGGUGGCAUGAAGGAGCGUAGAAAGAUUGUACAGACCGGUAUUGAGAAGCUACUCAAGAUGAAGAUGCAGCAGACGGCGACGGUCAACAAGUCGCGCGACCGAUACGAGCAGGACUGCCUGAAGAUCAAGGGUUUCCUUGCACAGGCACACAUGGUCAUGGGUCACGAGGAGCGGAAGAACAAGGCAAGGUUGGAGAAGACGCAAAUUAAUCUCUCGACCACGAGCAGCGAAUACGAAGCGGCAGUCAAGGUCUUGGAAGAGACAACAGGCCGGUGGAAUCGCGACUGGAAACUUGCCUGCGAUAAAUUCCAAGACCUCGAAGAAGAGCGUAUCGACUACACCAAGAGCAGCCUCUGGAAUUUUGCCAACAUUGCUUCAACUGUUUGCGUAAGUGAUGAUGCUUCGUGCGAAAAGAUGCGCCUGUCGCUCGAAGACUGCGAUGUGGAGAAGGAUAUAACAGGCUUUAUCAAAGAGUCUGGAACUGGCCAGGAGAUACCCGAUCCGCCCAAGUUCAUCAACUUCUGUCGAGGAGAUGCCGAAACCUCAUCGCAAGCUUCCGAGGAUGAAAACUACUCAGUAGCACAAUUUGCGAGGACUAUGAAUCCGGCUUAUCGUGCUUCUUCUCCUGCACCUUCAGCUUUCGAAUCUCAUCACGAUCCAAACAACCCUCUAGCACGAGAGCUGGGGCUUCAAAACGAUACGAAGCCGAUCUCGCAAGACGAAAUCAAUGUGCCGCCACGACAGGCUACGGAGCCUCCUCGACGACAGGCGGAGCCUCUACGACAACAUACAGAGCCUCUACGACAACAUGCAGAGCCGCCACGACAACAUGUAGAGCCCCCUCGCCAACAUGUGGAGCCUCUACGACAACGUCCAGAGCCUCCACGCCAGCAUACAGAGCCACCACGACAACAUGCAGAGCCUCCUCGUCAACAUGUAGAGCCUCUACGGCAACGUCCUGAGCCUCAAAGGCAACACACAGAGCCCCCACAGCCUGUUCAGCAAUCUCAGUCUGCUCGCGGAGUGCAGCCAGAUCCUCGUUUGGUCCAAGCCCAGGAGCAAGCACGCCAGAAUUAUCAGCAGAGUCAAGUACCGCACAACGACUACCCAACGGACGGAAUGACACAGUUCUGCCGCAUUGGCGCACCAUCAGACCGAAGCACUAUUCCGAGCCCAGCGCGUCCUGCUAGUCGAGACUCGCAGAGUGAGUACUCCAACCCUACCUCCUUCUCCAGCAUUGAGCCCCCAAGCGGCUCUGCAUCACCUGGCAAGCCAAUGCCCCAGUCGCCAUUUGCGGAACCCAGUCCUAUUGAGGAGAGCUUGGUACAGAAAAAGAGGGGAUUCUUCAAUAGUCCGUUUGCACGAAGGAAGAGCAAGCACGAGCGAGAACCCCCUAACAUUACCCCGAGCAGCCGCAAUACGUGGGGGGGCCCUGCUGCACGAAAGACGACCGACGAGAACGUGAGCCCAACCAAACAGCUUGGAAGAGGAACUCGCGGCACAAUACUUCAUGACGCACCUCGCUCAGCCAGUCCUGAGCCAGUUGAUCCCCGGGCCAAUUUCCAGUUGAAUGUUGGAAACAAUGUAUUUGACGUAGCUUCGCCUGACAAGAAGAAGCAACAAAAGCAGCAGGAGCCGCAAGAUGACCUGGAUCCAAUUGCACAAGCUCUUGAAGAGCUAAGGGGUGUCACCAAGGAGUCUUCUCUCCGCGUGUCAGCGGACCGCUACCAUGGUCUUGCUACACCCCUAUCACCUGGUACGCCUGCGGUGGGCGCGAACCAGCCUGGUGGUGUACCCACGCCUCUUGCCAACGUUGCUAUAAAUGCUGCGAAGCGAGGCACACCUCCACCAUCGUAUGAGCAACCGCCAAUGUCUCGUCUUGGAGCGCCAAAGCCAGCCCAUACAUCCCGUCAAAUGCAGAAAACAACCGAGAUGUAUGUGAACCAGAAGGUGAAUAUGUUCAGCGGCAGAGACAACUCAAGGCCUCCGGCUCGCAGCCCCACGAAGCAAGAACCCCCACGAGCGGCUUCGCCUGCUCCUCCUCGUGCAACCAGCCCACGACCCAGUCUAUACACAGGACAGCAAGGCUCAUCACAGAAUUCAUAUCGCUCAGCACCACAGCAGCCUCAGUCACCAUCAACUUUCCAGCCUGCGCAGCGAAAGCAGCAGCCCCAGUCGCCAUCAACCUUUCAGCCUAAGCAGCGACAGCAGCAGCAGCCCCAAUCGCCAUCAACCUACCAACCUGCGCAGCGACAGCAACAAGCUUCCCCUGCCGCUACGUAUAACCGAACAGCGUCUCCUAACCCAUACGCUGCUUCCAAUGCCGGAGCCAACCAACCUGCGCAGCGCCAGCAACAGGCUGCCCCUGCCCCUGCCCCUGCCUAUAACCGAACAGCUUCUCCUAACCCGUACGCUGCUUCCGCCGCCGGAACCAGACCACGAGCACAGACUACCACUGCUCCCGCACAGGUAUAUGGUACUCCCGUAGGACGCAACUCCUACUCCUCCACUCGUGGCGCCUCACCAAGUGUCAGCACCAUGCCCCGAGCUGCUUCGCCGCAACCACCUCAGCCCACAUACGCACAAUCUCGCCCACAAUCUCGCGCGGCUCCCAGCUCUCGAGCCGUAAGUCCCCAGCCUCAAUUCCGCCAAGCAUUCGAUCGACCAUCUAGCUCCCGCGGAAGUGACAUGGCGUUACAACUUUCCGAAGCAGGUAGUGAGCGUGGCGAGGGCAGUGUAUACGGCGGAAGCCAGCGUGGAAGAGGCAACGCUCGACCGCAGAGCUCCUAUUUCGGUGGUGGUGCCGGAAGCGAAUACAAUGGAGGAGGAGGAAGCUCCGUUCGGGCGGAGUCAAGAGUCAGGAGUAAGAGUCUGGCGGAGCCGAAGAACUAUAACAGUCAGGGGAGGUUGAUUUUAAAUUAUUCACGUGCUAUGUACUCGUACGCAGCUCAGAUCCCCGAAGAGCUCGCUUUUCAGAAGGGAGACAUUCUUGCCGUUCUCCGCCUGCAAGAUGAUGGAUGGUGGGAGGCUGAGGCUGUGGGGAAGAAUGGAAGGCCUGGUUUGGUGCCUUCGAAUUAUCUCCAGGCCUGUUAGUCGUUAUCCACGAGCAACGAUUAACGAAGAUUGAACGAGGAUAAGGUGGACGAUGAUGGCAUUUAGCAUGUUUUGGGUUUAGCGAUUGUUGCAUUUGCCCUCGCUCCGACCCGCAUCUUGGUCCUUACUGUUUGGCGUUGGGGACUGUGACGAAGAUCUUAUAAGCCCUCGUUUGUUUUAUUGACGGUACGAGUGCAGUGCAGCCAAGUACAUAUGAGUAAAUUGUAUAUAUGACAGUCAUGGUAUAUGAAUAAUAUCUUUCUUCUUCUAAGGACUUUGCCACACCAUGAGUGUCU
Cucurbitaria berberidis CBS 394.84 is the source of this 3898-nucleotide messenger RNA. RefSeq lists its product as uncharacterized. The coding region runs from base 162 to 3602 and encodes 1146 amino acids. Gene Ontology annotation, molecular function: protein binding; phospholipid binding. Gene Ontology annotation, biological process: cytoskeleton organization. NCBI's taxonomy places the organism in Eukaryota, Fungi, Ascomycota, Dothideomycetes, Pleosporales, Cucurbitariaceae. Gene Ontology annotation, cellular component: cell division site; cytoplasmic side of plasma membrane; plasma membrane. The record is from RefSeq and is a predicted model, not a curated record. The transcript has 4 exons.